AUGAUUACCUAUUUAAUAGUUCAAGCAUUGUUGCGUACUCUCGUCUUCUUCUUUUCUCUUUACAGAAAAUCAUUCGGGAGGUUAAUCUUUCAAGCCAAAUUCAUGAAUCGAAAACAAACUUCAGCCUCCAUGGUUUGGAAUUAUUUGGUGCGAAAAGGAUUGGAAAAUGGAUUUAAAAAAGUUUCGGAAUUACGAGAGUAUACAAGAAAGAGCAAAUCAAUCUUAUAUCCUCCUCUUCAAUCGCCCAUUUUGGGUUGUGUGAGUAAGAUGGAGAAGGUGGACGCCUUGAGAGGAUCUUUCUGGUUUGCCAUGAAAAAUUGUGAGAGGCCGUACUAUUGUGACACACAUAAUUCUCACCCAAGUCUUGAUCAUGAGAAUCCAAAGGUGAUGAUGUUUAUUCAUGGAGGAGGACAUGUGAGUGGUGGUGCUCUAGGAAUGGAAGCCCAAGCUAUGCUAUUUGCUGUUAGAGACUAUAACAUGAGGAUAAAGAAUUCAUUGGCUCCUCCAUGCAGCCAUGUAUUGUCUGUAGAGCAUCGUCUAUUGGCAGAUCCUGAUGAAUAUAGCACUAUGGAUCGAAAUUUACUGACCAAUUCGGUGGAAGAACAAAUUGAGGAUUGUUUACAAUGUUUGAAAUGGUUUGUCUAUGAGAAACACAUUCAUCCAAGAGGUAUCGUUUUGGUUGGAAAUUCAUCUGGUGCUAACUUAAUUGUGAAUAUGAUUUUACUGAAAUUGAUUAACUCUGAAAGUACGAAUGGCAGAAACAGUAGUAAUCCGAAUGGGGAUGGCAAAGAUCCAUCACAAAAUGAAUUAUGGCCUGUUCAUUCUGUUGCUCUCUUUUCAACCUCAUGUGACAUUUCCAGAACGAUUAUUCAUCAAGAUUUUGUGAAAGAAAACUUUAUAGUUGCCAUUCCCACCAAUCUUCAAGAAAUGUUUGAAAAGUGUUUACAACCAGAAGACAAGAUGAGAUAUUCUGUUUUGAAAAAUUUGAUAAAAAUGGAAAAGAUCGACAAGCAAUUGUAUCACAAACUUUUCCAAUGCAAAUGGGUCGUUAAUUACAGCAAGCAUGAGGAGUUGACACCUGAAAAUGAUUAUUUUGUGAAUUUAUUGAAACAACAUGUUGACCAAGAGGACAAACUGAAAAUUAUCACCGAAGAUUACCAAAUGCAUUGCUAUUCAAUUGGGUACAGUUUAGUGCCGGAAGCAAGACGAGGAGUACAACAAAGUUUGGAAGCAUGCAUUCCAUAG
Naegleria fowleri is the source of this 1245-nucleotide messenger RNA. RefSeq lists its product as uncharacterized. Bases 1 to 1245 code for a protein of 414 amino acids. The transcript has a single exon. The record is from RefSeq and is a predicted model, not a curated record. NCBI's taxonomy places the organism in Eukaryota, Heterolobosea, Eutetramitea, Acrasida, Naegleriidae.